AUGGAACACGUACUGUUUCAGGAGGCUAAAGCAGCAGAUAAAGAUAAGGAUAAGGACAAGGAUAAAGAUAAGGAUAAAGAUAAGGAAAAUAUGGAAAAGACAGGAAAGACUGAAAAGAAGGAUGAUGAAGACAAAGAGCGUGAAGAAAGAAGGAAACGUAGGCAGAAUAAGUUGGAAAAGCUCAAAAAGGAAAGAGAAUGCAUGGUUAAAGAAGCGCUUGAAAAAGGAAAUCUUCGACCUGCCGAUGAUAAUGAGACAAUUAACGAGUGCCAAAGCGAUUGGAAUGGACCAGUGGCAAAGAAAAAGACUUAA
Molecule: messenger RNA, 312 nt
Organism: Ostertagia ostertagi
Lineage: Eukaryota; Metazoa; Nematoda; Chromadorea; Rhabditida; Trichostrongylidae
Source: the annotation of a GenBank genome assembly